CAUCGCUUGUUGAAUGCAGGAUACCUUCUGCUUGAGCGCUGAUCCCAACUUCAGCUUUGGAGCAGCAGCCGGUAAGGAGCGGGGACUCCACUUUCUCACCUCUCUCGCCGCCGAUAUGAAGUCUGCAGAAGAAGAUGCAUACAGCUACACACCAAACGUCAGCUUGUCCCUUCCAGUGGGCAUGGGCAACCCCUGUCUGGCCACCCAGUACCACACCUUACAGACCAGCCCGAUCAUCUCAGUUUCCUCCUGUCACCAGAUGGGCUACAGCCCCCAAAAUGACAACCAUGCAGCAUCAGGCUAUUACCUGCCCCAUGGCCUGAGACCCAAUGGGGCCCCAGCUUUGGAAAGCCCCCGUAUUGAGAUCACUGCCUACAGCCAGUAUCCCGAGGAUGAGGUAGAAGAGAGCAGCAGCGAGGACCACAUCAUCAAACGGGGCGUUAACUCCAUUGUGACGCUGACGCUGCCCAACGCAGACGGCUACCGUGACCCAAGCUGCCUCAGCCCCGCGAGUAGCAUUUCCUCACGUAGCUGUAACUCAGAUGCAUCGUCUUACGAAUCCGGCUUCUACAACUAUGACAACUCCCCACAAAAUUCCCCCUGGCAGUCUCCCUGCGUUUCUCCCAAAGGCACAUCUUCACUCAUGUCUUGCCCACAUGCCAGCGGCCCUGUAGCUUCCCCUCACCAUUCCCCCUCCACUUCCCCUCAGAUCGGAGCUGUGGCCGAGGAAGGCUGGCCGGCACAACCUCGUGGCUCAAGGCCUAACUCCCCUUCCUGCAGUGGAGUCGGUGGAGUCAAUGGCGGCGGCAUGGGGAAAAGAAAGUACAGCUUCAAUGGCACCACCUACCGUCAGACAUCCUGCUCACCCAACCAGUCGCCCGUCCCGUCCCCACAUGGCUCCCCCAGGGUCAGCGUGACAGACGAGAACUGGCUCGCCAACACCAACCAGUACACCAACUCUGCCAUUGUGGCCGCCAUCAAUGCGCUAACCACAGAUGGAAUUGUAGACAUGGGGGAGGGAAUCCCAAUCAAGACGCGGAAGACGAUGCUGGACCACUCAGCCUCCAUGAGCCUGAAGGUGGAGCCUGGUGAUGAAAUGCUCGGUGUCGAUGGGGAGCUCCUCCAUGAGGACUACCCUUCCCGCUUGGCCCUCAAGAAGGAGAACUACUGUGGAGGGUUCCUGGAUGUGCCCCAGCAUCCCUACUCCUGGUCUAAACCCAAGCCUUACCUCAGCCCAUCUCUGCCAGCUCUCGACUGGCAGCUCCCAUCCUGCUCCGGCCCCUACAACCUACAGAUCGAGGUGCAGCCAAAGUCCCACCACAGGGCCCACUAUGAGACCGAAGGUAGCCGAGGGGCGGUGAAGGCGCUGUGUGGUAGCCACCCUGUAGUACAGCUUUAUGGCUACAUGGAAAGCGAGCCGCUCACCCUGCAGCUGUUCAUAGGGACCGCAGACGACCGCCUCCUGCGACCACAUGCCUUCUACCAGGUUCACCGCAUCACUGGCAAAACCGUCUCAACCGCCAGCCAUGAAGUCAUGCAAUCCAACACCAAAGUUCUGGAGAUCCCUCUGCUGCCUGAAAACAACAUGAGAGCCAUAAUUGAUUGUGCAGGGAUCCUGAAGCUGCGUAAUUCAGACAUUGAGCUUCGCAAAGGAGAAACAGACAUCGGACGCAAAAACACACGUGUGAGAUUGGUGUUUCGAGUGCACAUCAACCAGCCCAACGGCAGGACAGUGUCCCUACAGGCUUCUUCCAACCCCAUUGAAUGCUCCCAGCGCUCAGCUCAGGAGCUUCCCUUGGUGGAGAAGCAGAGUGUGGAUAGUUACCCCGCCUCCGGAGGCAAAAUGAUGCUCCUGAGUGGCCUCAACUUCCUCCCUGACUCCAAGGUGGUGUUCGUGGAGAAGGCCCAGGAUGGGCAUCAUCUGUGGGAGACAGAAGCCAAAGUUGACAAGGACUCCGUCAAAAAUAGCACUGUUGUUGUGGAGAUCCCGCCGUACAGGAACCAGAGAAUAUCCAGCCCGGUGCACGUUAACUUCUACGUCUGCAACGGCAAGAGGAAGAGGAGCCAGUACCAGCGCUUCACCUACCUGCCUCCUAACGUGCCGAUAAUAAAGACAGAACCCAAUGAUGAAUAUGAUUCUCUGGGGACUGCAAGACUGCCAAUGCAUUCAAAGCCCUAUUACAGCCGGCCCAGGCUCACUCCCAUCAUGCCUGUAGCUGAUCCUGAUGCCUGCCUGGUUGGUGGUUACCCUCCCUGCCCGCCUCGCCAUGCUGCCAUGCCAUCGUCGUCCCCCAGCUCCAGCCCCACCCUGCAUGACCUGUCCCCCGUGGCAUACAGCAAGUGCCUCUCCAACAGCCCCACCCAUGCGGCACCGCCAGGCCCCGUGGUGCCCCCCAUCCAGGAGACCCCUGGCCACCCCGCCCUCGCCCACCCAGCAUCGCCAGACCACAACUCUCCCCUAGGGAUGCUUCAUUCCCAGGGCAGCCCCAUCCACCUCAACAGCCCAGGCCCCCAUGGUUACCACCCAAUCUAUGCCAACAGCAGCCCCUCAUCCUCCCCGGUGUCCCACCCUUCCACACCUGGUGGCACUGCGGACAGCCCGUUCAUUCAGGCCUACAGCCCCAGUCAGGCUCAGGCAGCAGCCGGCUCGGCCCAGGCCGGAGGGAGCUCACCCAGCCUGUUACCUGAGGAUGCCAGCCCCCCUUCGAUGGCCAUCACCGUCAAACAGGAGCCCCAGGAACUGGACCAGAUGUACCUAGAUGAUGUUAACGAGAUCAUCAGGAACGACCUCUCCAGCAUUUCCGUGCACACUCAUGCAUAG
Molecule: messenger RNA, 2821 nt
Organism: Centropristis striata (black sea bass)
Lineage: Eukaryota; Metazoa; Chordata; Actinopteri; Perciformes; Serranidae
Product: nuclear factor of activated T-cells, cytoplasmic 1-like
Exons: 10
Coding region: 14-2821 (935 amino acids)
Biological process (GO): calcineurin-NFAT signaling cascade; regulation of transcription by RNA polymerase II; cytokine production
Cellular component (GO): transcription regulator complex
Molecular function (GO): DNA-binding transcription factor activity, RNA polymerase II-specific; RNA polymerase II cis-regulatory region sequence-specific DNA binding; transcription factor binding
Source: RefSeq, a predicted model, not a curated record